AUGUUAAGGAAAAGCAAAUCAUUAAUUUUAAAAUACUUUCUUAACCUCAUUAAUGGAGCUUUCCUGGUUCUUGGACUUUUACUCAUAGGAUUUGCUGCAUGGCUUUUAUUGGAUAGAAAUAAUUUUUUAACUGCUCUAAAUGAAAGUAAUCACUUGAUAGUAUAUAUUUUUGGAAUUUUAAUUGGAACUGGAUCAGCUAUUGUUCUUCUUUUUCUCUUGGGUUAUUUGGGAAUUCAAUAUGAAAUCAGAUGGCUCCUAGUUCUGUAUGCAGUACUGUUAAUCUGGGCCUUUGGUGUUCAGGUUGCACUUUCAGCACUCAUCUUCACAAAGAAAGAGGAGGUUCACCAAGUAUGGCAUGAUGAAAUUGAUUUAGUCAUUUCUCAGUAUGGAUCUAAAGAUGUGCCUGAAGACAUAUUUAAGUGGACUAUCCUGAAUGCUUUACAAAAAACAUUGCAGUGUUGUGGCCAACACAAUUACACAGAUUGGAUAACGAAUGAGAAUAAAGAAAAUUCAGAACAGGUGCCAUGUUCUUGCACGAAUUCUACAUUAAGAAAGUGGUUUUGUGAUGAGCCACUGAAUGCAACUUACUUAGAGGGUUGUGAAAAUAAAAUCAACACAUGGUAUCAAGCUAAUGCUUUAUUAUUAAUUGGAAUUAACUUUGGACUUUUGGUUUCAGAGGUUUUGCAAAUCUCAUUAACUGUCUCUUUCUUCAGACAUAUCAAGAACAGAAUAUUUGCAGAAAUGUGA
Molecule: messenger RNA, 747 nt
Organism: Myotis myotis
Lineage: Eukaryota; Metazoa; Chordata; Mammalia; Chiroptera; Vespertilionidae
Gene: TSPAN19
Product: tetraspanin 19
Exons: 8
Coding region: 1-747 (248 amino acids)
Cellular component (GO): membrane
Source: RefSeq, a predicted model, not a curated record